This is a messenger RNA of Brenthis ino (lesser marbled fritillary), 480 nucleotides long. The record is from the annotation of a GenBank genome assembly. NCBI's taxonomy places the organism in Eukaryota, Metazoa, Arthropoda, Insecta, Lepidoptera, Nymphalidae.
AUGUCAAUUACUCCGCAGAUAAUGUAUAAUGCGCAGAAAGAUACACUUGAAGGUUUUGCUUCAAAUAAAGAAUCUGCAUUUGCUGAUCACGUCCUAGAGUUCAUGGUCAAGGGAGUUAUAAGUAAUUUUAAGCAGCCAGUAGCAUAUUACUUUACUAAUAGUUUAAAUAAGAUAACACUUAAAAAUAUCGUUAAAUGUGUCAUUGAGCACACACUUGAGACUGGGCUUAUCAUUACAAGUACAGUAUGCGAUCAAAGCCCAGUUAAUGUUGGAGCGAUUACUGAAUUAAUUAAUGAAACAAAAGCUUCAUACUUGCGGCGCAACAAAAAUUGGAAUACAGACAUGUUCCGUGUUAAAAAUCAAAAUAUAAUUCCAUUAUAUGAUACUCCACAUCUAAUAAAAGGAAUCAGAAAUAAUAUAAUCACAAAAGAUUUAAUAUAUUAUUGGAAGAAUAGUGAGGAGACGUCAUCAUGGAAGGGA